Molecule: messenger RNA, 3641 nt
Organism: Sinocyclocheilus anshuiensis
Lineage: Eukaryota; Metazoa; Chordata; Actinopteri; Cypriniformes; Cyprinidae
Gene: cntln
Product: centlein, centrosomal protein
Exons: 26
Coding region: 216-3635 (1139 amino acids)
Biological process (GO): protein localization to organelle; centriole-centriole cohesion
Cellular component (GO): centriole; centrosome
Source: RefSeq, a predicted model, not a curated record
GUCAAAACACGGAACUGGCGCAAUCAUUUGAAACAGUCAAGGCGUUUGUUUGUAUUUUCACUUUAGUAAACUCUGUUUUCUAUUUUCCCGUUUUAACGCACCGAUUAAAAUAUGCUGUUAGGUGCGAUAAGAAUGGUGAUUUAAUAAUAUUGCAGAUCUUCACUUUACAUAAACCGUAAGUUCAUCGGUAUCCAAGGACGCGCUACAGGAUCUCAAUGGACCCGAAAGACAAUGAACGUAUUUUACUCCUCGAGGAAGAGGUGAGGAGUUUGUCUGAAGAACUCGCUCAGUGCCAGACAGACAAGGAGUUUGUGUGGUCGCUUUGGAAGCGACUUCAAGUGGCCAGUCCAGACCUCACCCAGGCAGUGAGUCUUGUAAUGGAAAGAGAAAAGCAGAAAGCUGAGAACAAGGACAGGAAAGUUCUGGAGAUCCUUCAAGCAAAAGACUACAGAAUCCAAGAGCUGGAGCAGAAAGUGACGGCACAAGAGCAGGAGAUAAACAACCGAGUCCAGCAGUUGCGUGGCAGUGAGGAAGAGUGCGGUCUAAUGAAGAAAGAACUGGCAGCUCUGCAGCACAGACUGGGGAAUAAGAGUCGACAACUUAAGGAAGCGAGGAGGCAGGCGCAGGAGUGCGAGGAGGAGGGCAGGCAUGCCCUACAGGAAGCCAGGCAGCAAUUAGAUGCUCAGCACUCAGCCUCUCAGGCAGAGCUGGAGAGAUUGCAGGACCAAGAGGCUGUCAGCAGUUCCAGAGUCAAGAAUUUGGAAGAGGAACUAUUCAGAAGCAGACAGGACAUGCUAGAGGCUCAGAGUCGCUCAACUGCUUUGUCCCUUCAGCUUUCCACUGUAGAACGGGAAGGAGCUGACAAAGAACAACAUCUCUGUCAAAUCAAAUGCGAGCUCCAGGACUUGCAGUGUCUGUACAGGCAGAGUGUGGAACAUGCAGGAGAACAGGCCCAGCUCAUUCAGCAGCUGGAGGGGCUUAACCUGGACACGCAAAGAGUCCUGCGCAGCCAAGAGGAGGCCCACACGGCAGACACCGUCUCCUACCAGAAGCUCCACAGCGAGCUGAGCGUGUCAUACCAAGCCCUUUGGCACAGCCAGGAACAGCUCCGCCAGCGGGAAGCAGCCCUCAGCAUGCAGCUCAGCCAGAGAGAUCAGCAGAUCCAAGAACUCCAGGCACAGCUGCAGAGUUUCACAGCCGCCACGGGGCACUGUGAGGGCGCCAGGUCUCUGUCUCCAGGUGGCGGCAGCAGUGAUGGAGCAGACAGUGAGGAGCAAAGGAUUCAGUGGCUGCAGGAAUUACUUGCGCUUAAGACUAAGGAGAAUGAGGAUCUGCGAAGAGCCCAUGCCAAACAUCAUGACCGUUUAUGCAUCAUUCAGACCAACUACAGAACAGUGAAAGAGCGGCUGAAGGAAGCUGAAGAUACCCAUGACUUGUCAAAAUGCAAAACACAAGUGCAGCAGGACAGAGAGGAUUUAUGGAAUGAAUUGGUGUUUUAUAAGGAGGAGAACAAGAAGCUACUCUCUGACAAAGCUAAUCUGGAGGAGGAACUAAACGCAGCCCUCGACAGAGUUGCAGUGCAGGACCUACAAGAGCAUCAGCAGGAGGAAACACAAGCAGAGCUUCUGUUUCGGGAAGUGCCGGAGGACGAGGUCAGGAGGAGCAGCACCCCCAUCAAGACAACCGCCAGAAGAGUGGAACAGACUUUUAAAAAGAUCGAGCAGUUACAAAGUCAAAUGGUCUCUCUGGAGAGCGAGAUCGUGCAGUUGCGAGAAAACAACCGGGCACUACAGGAAGCGAAUGGAGCUCUGGCUGGAGAGCGGAGUGUUCUGCAGGCCAGAGUUCAGCUUUUGCAGGAAAGCAAUGAGGCGGAAGAGGCCCAGGCCAGAGAAAAACGAGACCGACUGCUGGCCCAGAUGCAGAACUUUGAGAGACAGGCGAAAGAAGCCAUGAAAGCUGCCGCCCAGGCCAGGCGCAGACUGCUUAAGAUCCGCCAGGAACUAGGAGUCCUUCGAGCCGAGAGAGAUUUCCAUCGGUCCGCAGCUAAAUGCAGGGCGAAAGCCGCCACUCUGGCAAACAACAAGAUCAGGUCCAAAGCACCCUGGGUUGACGCCUCCAGCAGAACACGCAUGUGCUCGACGCUGAACAGGAUGGACAGUCCCGCCAAGGACGAUUGGGAGGACAUGAGCGCAGACAGUGACAGUGAAGAGUUCUCUGACAGCCUGGAAAGUCGAUAUUCUGUUCAAGCUCGACGAGUUUCAAGGAAAACUAAGGGCUGCAGGUACAUGCUGAUCUGCCCCACAGACAGGCCUGGAAUGGAAUCUCAAACCAGAAACAUCCAAUUCCAAGGUGCCUCCCAGCAAAAGAUCAGGAAGAAAAGAAUUUCAAAGUCCCAUGCUGUUUUGCAACAGCGUCUUCUGUCCCUCCAGCAGCAAGUCACAGCUCUACAGGCAGAAAAACAAGCAGCACAGCAGCUUGCAGCAGAGCAGAGCCACAGACAAGUGCAAACUCAAGUGCAGUUAGACUUCCUUCUCCAGCAACUCAAUGCCAGCAAGCAGCUUUCAAAGAAGCAGGCGUGCGAGCUGGCUGGUCUGGAGCAGCAGAAGGCAUCUCUGCAGAUGGAGUUAGAGCAGUGGAGACGAAUACGGCAGCAAACGUUAAUGAACCCCCCUGCCGUAGACCCGGAGCACCUGCAGGCCCAAGUCAAACAGCUCACUCACCGACUGAAGAAUGCCAGCAGUGAAAUGAGCAAACACACUGCUGCUAACAAGAGCCUGAGGGCUCAGUUAGAUGAAAGAGAUCAGACACUGAAGGAACUGCACGAGAGGGUUGGUGUUUUAGAGAGGGAUGUUACGAUGAAAAGGCAGCUGGUGGAGGAUCUCAGGUGCAGACUAAAGAUUUGCCAGGACUCCGAAAGGAGCCAUAGAGCAGUGACUGAAGACUUGGAAAAGAAAAUGAAAUCUCUCACUGAUGAGUCAACUAACCGGAAAGCCCUUGUCGACUCUCUAAAGAGAAGAUUGACAGUUGCCACUGCAGAAAAAAACCAGCAUGAGACAACCAGCCAAAAACUCAAAGAAGAGCUUCAGAAAAAGGAGCAGAGAGUGGCUGUCCUCCAGGCGCGCAUAAGCGAGCGCGAUCAGGCCAUGGCUGAGCUGGAGCAGACUGCGUCUAAACAGAUGCAUGGUUUGGCCGAGCAGAGCUCUCAGGCUCUGGAAACACUGCAGAGAAAACUCGCCCUCGCCGAGUCCCAGCUGCACCAGUUCCACACAUUCAUUGAGGCACUGGCUAAUCAAUUGGCUCAGGAUGUGCAGGAUAUUAAAGCCCGUUUGACGAGAAAGAAAAAGAGUGAAAGAGAAGGAAACAGAAUGUCUAAAUGCUCACUAGUGAAAGCAGCGUCUAUCCUCAACAUGACAGAAACAGACCUGGUGAACAUGCUGGACACAGAUGAGUGUGAGGAGGCGUUUGUGGGUCGUGGGCCAGACACAGAUUGGGCUGAACAUGUACAACACAUCCUUCAGCAGCAGAUCCCCUCUGCAGGCCUGCUGAUGGACGCCAUGCUGGUGAAGAUGAAGGAGGGCAAAGUGCUGACAGAGGAACUGGCUGCACUUACAGCUGCAGUCAGCAAAAAUGCCUGACCAGAG